Molecule: messenger RNA, 1659 nt
Organism: Colletotrichum scovillei
Lineage: Eukaryota; Fungi; Ascomycota; Sordariomycetes; Glomerellales; Glomerellaceae
Exons: 6
Coding region: 1-1659 (552 amino acids)
Source: RefSeq, a predicted model, not a curated record
AUGCCGUCGAUUUUGAGCGACGAUGACAAGGAGACAGUCAAGCGCUUCGUCCCCAAGCAGACCAACAAGAUCCAAGCCGUAGCCGUUGCCAGGCUAUACGUUGCUUAUCCCAACCCCGCGAGAUGGACAAACACGGGGAUUCAGGGCGCCAUCGUCCUGUCAAAUGAUCUCGUCGGCAAUACAUACUGGCUCAAGAUGGUGGACAUUUCAUCCGGAAACCGCGGUGUCAUCUGGGACCAGGAGAUUUUCGACACGUGGAGCUACAAUCAAGAUCGCACGUAUUUCCACAGCUUUGAGAUUGAAGAAUGCCUCGCCGGCCUCUCUUUCACCGACGAGAAGGAAGCCAAGCAAUUCAAGAAGAAAAUGGACGAUAGAGAAAAGAACGCAAGCAGAGCUACGAGAUCGACACCAUUCGGAGGAGCUUCCCAGGCUGCCGCACAUAAACAUGGCCUACUUGGAGGUCUAUUUGGUGGCCGACAUGCAGCAGCGCCUACCCCUCCCGACUCCCCGCGAUCGAACCUGCCACAUGGCCGUAUGCCUUCUCUGAAUGGCGGUCAUAAAUCUUCAGAAUUCGCUGUUCUUGAUGCCUUCGACCCUCAAUGGCGGGAGAAUUUCGGCCAAGAUCUCCGAGAUAAGGGACUGACGGAUGAGUUCAUCAAGGAGAACCAGGAGUUCAUUGUCGAAUUCCUCAAGGAGGAGCAAGAGAAACUAAUGGCUGGCGCUCGGAGUCAUGCGCGGCGCGGCGCCUGCACCCCCGCCUGCCAGAAGAUCUGGAAAAGCAGACACGCCUGCUGUCAACAGAGAACCGACACCCCCAAGCGAGCCUCCAGCGCCAGAAGCAUCGAGGACAAACCCUGGGCCACCUCCUCCGCCGCGACCACCCAAAACGCCAAUGCAAGAGGAAGAAAGGCCUGCUGGACACAAAUUUGGUGUACCGCCCGCAUUUGCCGGGGCCAGGCAGGGCCCGCCACCUCCGAGUCGAGGACCUGUUCCACCGCCGCCGCCCCCACGUUCGGAUGGCCCGCCACUCCCUCCGAAAGCUCCGGCGUCAGAGGCACCGCCGUUACCACCCCCGUCUUCACGCCCGGUGCCACCACCCCCGGCGCUUGGCAGUCCGCCGCUGCCUCCUCCCCCACCACCGUUGCCAUCAUCGAGUGCUCCCCCACCGCCACCUCUCCCAACAUCGAAUGCUCCUCCACCGCCACCUCUCCCGACAUCGAAUGCUCCUCCGCCGCCGCCAUUGCCGUCCUCCAAUGCCCCUCCGGCACCUCCUCUGCCUCCGUUGAACAAUGCGCCGCCUGCGCCUCCUCCGCCGCCUCCCGGAGCAGGAGCACCUCCUCCACCGCCGCCACCUCCACCACCGGGAGGCUUGGGCGGACCUCCCCCACCACCUCCUAUGCCCAACCGAGACUCUGGAAAGCUGGUGGUAUCAGGGCCCUGAAGAAGGUGGACCGCAGUCAGAUCCGCGACAGAAGCAGUGCCACAGUUGGUGGCGGUAGUGAUAGUGGUCCUCAUGGAAGCGGCUUGCCUCCAGCCGGUGUAGCACCUGGUGGUGGUGGUGGUGGUGACAUGGCCAACGCUCUGGCCGCUGCCCUCCAGAAGAGAAAGGAGAAAGUUAGCAGAAGUGAUGAUGAGAGAAGCGACAACGACGACUGGUAA